AAUAGUUGUACUGUAGGUUAUGAAUACAUGGCGGAUUGUUGAUGUUUAUUUUUGUUUAAAAAAUUAGUUAAUACCUUGUUAUACAGUAAGUACAACAAUGUUUGUACACGGUUCUUCGUUAAAACCUGUAGCUGAUUGUAUAAAUAUUUACGUGCUGUUUAGUUCCGUUUAAUAUUGAAUAGGUAUGCAUGUAAAUUCUUUUUCAUGGAAUAUUUUCCAACGAGUUUUAUGAUGCACAUUUCAAAGAUCAGAAUUCUUUCUUCGCGGCUGAAUGCCCACAAAUUGCCCUGUAACGCAAAGCUCUAUCACAUCGAACAGAAACCGUUUAAGCAAAACGUUCAAAAUGACGAGGUAGAUCCGAAGGUUCUGGCUUUACGAGAGAAACUGUUGUACUGCGAUCACUUGGAUCUCGAAUACGUUAAAACGGGAUUUAAAAGACGCAAACAGAUGCAAUUGCAGUUUUUAGCGCGUGAAAAAGCAGCAAGGACUAAGACAUCGUUCGAGGACCCCGUUUCAAGCGUAAUUUUAGAUAGAGAGAAAAAAUCAAGUUACGGAGAAUCUGACCACGGCGAGAGGUUGGAAACAGACAAUAAAAACUCUUCUAAUUUCUAUAUGCCAUAUACCAGAACAAGUUCUUACGAAACCAUCGAUUUGUCAAAUGAAAGUAUAAAAGAAGAAACAUCGGAUCGGUUAAACAUAAAGUACAAGAAGUUAUAUGAAAAAUAUUUGGAAGCAAAGAACUCUGGCAUCGAAUAUGAAUCAAAAUUUGAUGACAUCGUAAAGGGCGAACACGACCAUUCGUUACCAAAGGGAGAACUUUGGAAAGUACCAUCCACAUGGAUGACCGAUUUCGAACAGUUCAACGACACUGUGGCAGACGACGAAGCAUUCCGAAGUUACGGAACUCCGGAUCCGUCGUCCGCUGUAAGUUCCGUUCCUUGCGGCGGAUGCGGAGCGUUACUGCAUUGCAAAGAUCCGUCGAUUCCCGGUUACUUGCCGUCCGAAUUGUUCUCGCGCGGCGACCAAGAAGAUUUGAAACGUACGGUUUGUCAGAGGUGCCAUUUCUUGAAAGCUUACAAUGCCGCUUUGCACGUAAAGGUAUCGGCGGACGAUUAUCCGAAGCUGUUGAAGGUCAUAAAAAAGACAAAAUGUGCGAUGGUUUUGAUCGUCGAUUUGACGGACUUCCCUUGCAGUAUAUGGCCCGAUUUGAAAAGCGUCAUGCAUCCUUUCACGCCCGUAAUACUGGUCGGGAAUAAAGUCGAUUUACUUCCGAGGGACUGCCCUCGAUUUCUGGACAACUUGAAGGACCAGCUUUUAAACAGCUUUCUCGAAGUGACCGGUAUAUCACGGAAGAACGUGAUGCACUAUACCCUCGCGUCCGCGAAGACCGGCUUUGGCAUAGAGUCGCUCAUAAACAAAUUGCAGCGCCUGUGGCGGAAUCGAGGAGACGUGUAUUUGGUUGGUUGUACAAACGUUGGAAAAAGUACAAUGUUCAAUGCGCUGAUCAACUCGGAUUACUGUAAAAGUCAGGCUGUGGAUCUGCUGCAACGCGCCACGAUAUCACCUUGGCCAGGGACGACGUUGAAUCUACUGAAAUUUCCUAUUCUGAACGCACAGCCCGAGAAAGUCGCGUUGCGAACGCAAAGACUGAUACAAGAACAAGUUUAUAAAGUGGCCGAGACAGAAUAUAGAGUGUCGAAGUUUCGGGAGACAAGGAACAUACGUUACACCAUGUUGGAAGAGCGCGUAGGUAGAACCUUCCGAAAGGAACCGCUGGAAGAACGCGAUCCAUUCUCGGAGAAAUCGUACAAGUUUAUGCAAAGGAAGCCUUGUUUCGACGAAACACAGCCAGAGUAUGCGCAGAGUCGUUGGUGUUACGAUACACCGGGCACCAUUCAGCCGGAUCAAAUAUUAGAUCUGUUAACGACCGACGAACUGUCCUUGACCAUACCCAAGCAAAUAAUAUCUCCGAGAACGUUCAUCCUCAGGCCGAAAGAAACCAUGUUCCUGGCUGGCAUGGGAAGAUUGGACUACCUCGAAGGAGACGUUUACAUUCGGUGUACGCUGUUCGCGAGCAUGGAACUGCCUCUAACGAUAUGCCUCACGGAACACGCGGACGACCUGUACGAACAAUUGCUGACCACGAGAGCGUUCGCAGUGCCGGUCAACGACCCCGAACGAUUGGAAAGGUGGCCGAAAUUGGGCUCGAAAGAAAUGAAAGUCACGGGCAUAAAUUACAAGAAAUCCGUGGCGGACAUCGUACUGUCCAGUAUAGGUUGGAUCGCGGUAACGCCGCACGAGAACGAGCACGCGACCUUGAGAGCAUGGACACCUCAGGCUCGAGGUAUAUACCUGAGAACUCCGGCGUUGCUCUCGCAAUCGGUCAACUUUCGCGGCAUCAAGAAACAGUCUACGCCUGUAUAUCUGCUGGGACGGCAGGUUUACGUGAAAUAAAAGAAAAUUUCACCGGUU
This is a messenger RNA of Megalopta genalis, 2472 nucleotides long. RefSeq names its product nitric oxide-associated protein 1. The record is from RefSeq and is a predicted model, not a curated record. Gene Ontology annotation, molecular function: GTP binding. Lineage: Eukaryota; Metazoa; Arthropoda; Insecta; Hymenoptera; Halictidae.